Messenger RNA from Anopheles bellator, 2374 nucleotides. RefSeq names its product receptor expression-enhancing protein 1 (gene ReepA). Gene Ontology annotation, molecular function: microtubule binding. The transcript has 5 exons. Gene Ontology annotation, cellular component: endoplasmic reticulum membrane; endoplasmic reticulum tubular network; cytoplasmic microtubule. Gene Ontology annotation, biological process: endoplasmic reticulum tubular network organization. The record is from RefSeq and is a predicted model, not a curated record. NCBI's taxonomy places the organism in Eukaryota, Metazoa, Arthropoda, Insecta, Diptera, Culicidae. Bases 176 to 1321 code for a protein of 381 amino acids.
AAGCGUUCCGAUCCGCGUUCGGUCGGGUUGCGGGUUGUUCUUUGUGCGUCCUAGGGAAACCCGGCCAUCGCCAGAGUGUUGCGUGAAGUGCGUGUAGUGUAUUGUUCGAUUGGUGAUCGGAAAAUUCCAAAGCGGCUGAUGCAGAGUGCGGCCCCGCCGCUCUGAGGGCGCCAAAAUGAUAAGCGCAAUAGUUUCGCGUUUGGUGAUACUGCUGUUCGGUACGCUCUAUCCGGCCUACGCCUCGUACAAGGCGGUGCGGACCAAAAAUGUCAAGGAGUAUGUCAAAUGGAUGAUGUACUGGAUAGUGUUCGCCUUCUUCACGUGCAUCGAAACGUUCACCGACAUUCUGCUGUCCUGGUUCCCGUUCUACUAUGAGCUGAAGGUGAUCAUCGUCCUGUGGCUACUGUCGCCGGCCACCCGCGGAAGCUCGACGCUCUAUCGGAAGUUCGUGCACCCGAUGUUGACACGGCGCGAACAGGAAAUCGAUGACUACAUCAAUCAAGCCAAAGAGAAGGGCUACACCGCGGUGCUGCAGCUCGGUUCGAAGGGUGUCAACUACGCCACCAACGUUAUCAUGCAAACGGCCAUCAAGGCUUUCGGUGGUAAUUCCGACCCAUCGUCGGGGCAGAGCAUGAUGCGAAUAAGUCAAUCCGAUAACUCGCUACUAGUCACGGCUGCCGUUGUUCAGACUGCUGCUGCAAGUAUCGUCGGAAGAUCGGCCACCUCGUCCACCCGGGAUCGCCCUAAUGUGGUUGAUCAGCACGAUGGUGUGCCGACGGAGAUCUACGAGGGGCCGCAGUACGAGACGGCUGCGGCUACGCUGAGCCGCGUGCGACGAUCACAGUCCGUCGAUUCUGCCCUCAACCGAAGCGAAGGAGGAGGAAUACCACGAUCGGCCACUAGUCGUAGUGUAACACGGGCCGGAGGCGGCCAUCAGCAUUCUGUCAUUUACGAACUUGACACCGAAGAGGAGGAAGCCGAAAGGUUUCUGGCCGCCGAAACGGCAUUCUUGUUACAGGAGGAUAUUAGCAGCGGGACGGUUCCAUCACCACCGCGUGGACGUAGGGCAGCCGCUAGCAGGGCGGCUGCGACGAUAGCAGCGGCCGUCGAAGGAGAUGAUUCCGACGGGACCGAAAGUACAGCCUCACGGCGAUCGACUGCCUCCAAGACUUCUACCAAACGGACCUCCCAGUCGGCCACAGAACGGACCAAAAAGCGACACGAACCGACUGGCACCAGAGCGAGUGCGGCGUCAACAUCCACAAGGACGCGCAAGAAAGUGCGCAAGGACUCGGACUCGGAUAUGAUGGAUGUGGAGUAGAGCGCCGCAAACUCACCUCGUCCCCUCACGGCAGGGACCUACACAUUAGGGGGCGUAACGGUGGGAUCAAUGAUAACGCUCCACAAAGCAAACGUCAGAGGAAAAGCGCCCUCCUGAGACACGGGCCCUCUGCGUGAUAAAACAGCGAUAGGUUUAAAGGAAUCACCAACAAAGUUCAAACACGAUUUGCGAAUCGUUGCCAGGCCGUCAUCAUAAAUCCAACUCCUGUUGAUUGGUACACUUUGGGGUGCUUGUGUUCGUUUUAGAUUAAUCUGACUGAUAGCUGAAACGGAUUGGUCAUUUGUCAUCCAUUCAAGGGUCCCCAAACAGUGCGCGUGUGUUGUGUGGUUGUGUAAAUAACUUACUAAAUAAGUCUCGACCCGGAUCGGGACGGACGGAUCAUCAUUUUCCACCGCAAAGUUUGGCCCAAAAAGAAUCCACCCGGUUAAAAUGAUCCAUCCCUUCUCGGUUGUUGUUUCGUGUUCACGGUUCUUUCUCUUUUUCCAGCACGUGCCAAAUGAUCCGCUUCAGCUUAUAGCGCUCGCUAGCCUUCCGGCCGAUCAGCAGGAAUCGGUGCCGGAUCUAGAACAGUAGUUAUAGUCUAAAACUGAAAAGACAACAUCUGAAGCUCAGUAAAAGACACGACUGAUGAGUGGCUCUUGUUUUUACUAUAUUUUGAUGCUUUGAAUUUAUCAAGCCCGGUGGUGUUUUGUUUCAAUUUUUCAAUCUUUGUCCUUUAGUUAGAUUCGUCACAAAACGUGGUGCUCCCUUGUGACAAAUAGUUUACCCCCAAAAUGCCAAAUCCUCAUGACAACAUGCCGAUGUAUAGGGAGUUUGUAUGAACCUUUGGCGUAUACCGUCUAACUGAAGUUUGAGUAGUUGAUGAGUAGCACAAAGUAGGCUAAUGAUAGAAAUGAGAAUAGCAAACCGGUUCACUUUCACAGUGCACGGCCGCCACUUUAGGUCAAAAUUAUCUUUCAAAUAGUAACAAGAUUAGGAGUAGAUCGUGAAAAGGAUCAGAAACGUUUAGAAUAUUAAAUUUGAUUUACAAUU